Messenger RNA from Mastomys coucha (southern multimammate mouse), 2044 nucleotides. RefSeq names its product F-box/LRR-repeat protein 21. The coding region runs from base 372 to 1676 and encodes 434 amino acids. Gene Ontology annotation, molecular function: protein binding. NCBI's taxonomy places the organism in Eukaryota, Metazoa, Chordata, Mammalia, Rodentia, Muridae. The record is from RefSeq and is a predicted model, not a curated record. Gene Ontology annotation, cellular component: cytosol; SCF ubiquitin ligase complex; nucleus. The transcript has 7 exons. Gene Ontology annotation, biological process: SCF-dependent proteasomal ubiquitin-dependent protein catabolic process; G2/M transition of mitotic cell cycle; entrainment of circadian clock by photoperiod.
UCAGUCCCUUGCUUUCCGCGGCUUCAGGCGACGCUGGAGCCCGCCCACCUGAGAUGGUAGCUGCUGGCGUUCGUCACGCAGAGUCCUGCGCUUGACCGGAGGGCCUGCCUGGGGCUGGCUGCCCUCAGGAGCGCGUUCUGAGACUGAAAGUACAGUCAAAUGGGUGUUGGUGACUACCUCAUGGCAGCAGUGUCAUUUCAUCGGCUUAGCUGGAACUGCACCGUGGAAGCCACCUUCAGUGAUUUUAUAGGUCAGUCCUGCUUCUGGGAUCCAACUUUAUGUUGUGGUUAAGAAAUGCUUCACAUCCCUCAGGCUGAACCACAAGACAGAUGUACUUACGUUACCAAGAAAUAUUUCAGUAGAUUUGAAGAAUGAAGAGGAAUAACAUCUCCGCUGUGAAUAAAGUUGUCCAGUCAUCGCCUGUAGUGAAGCAGCCCAAACGUGGGCUCUGCACAUCCCUCCGUCAGACUCACAUGCCCUCUGUCCUUCUGGACUGGGGCACUCUACCUCACCACGUCAUAUUGCAGAUUUUUCAGUAUCUUCCUUUAAUAGAUCGAGCCAGAGCUUCUUCGGUGUGCAGGCGAUGGAAUGAAGUGUUCCACAUUCCCGAUCUUUGGAGGAAGUUUGAGUUUGAGCUGAACCAAUCGGCAACUUCUUAUUUUAAGUCCACUCAUCCUGACCUCAUUCAACAGAUCAUCAAAAAGCAUGCCGCCCAUCUUCAGUAUGUCAGCUUUAAGGUGGACAGCAGUACUGAGUCAGCGGAAGCCGCCUGUGAUAUCCUUUCUCAGCUGGUAAAUUGUUCUAUCCAGACCCUGGGAUUGAUUUCAACAGCCAAACCAAGUUUCAUGAAUGUGCCAAAGUCUCACUUUGUGUCAGCACUGACAGUCGUGUUUGUCAACUCAAAAUCGUUAUCAUCGAUUAAGAUUGAGGACACGCCAGUGGAUGACCCUUCCCUGAAGAUUCUUGUGGCUAACAACAGCGACACCCUGCGGCUCCUUAAAAUGAGUAGCUGCCCUCACGUUUCAUCUGAUGGGAUCCUCUGUGUGGCGGACCACUGUCAGGGCCUCCGAGAGCUGGCACUGAAUUACUACAUUCUGAGUGAUGAACUUCUCCUCGCGCUCUCCAGUGAGACUCACGUCAACCUUGAACAUCUCCGGAUAGACGUUGUGAGUGAAAACCCCGGACAGGUCAAGUUCCACUCUAUUAAGAAGCACAGCUGGGACGCCCUCAUCAAACACUCCCCAGGAGUGAACGUUGUCAUGUACUUCUUCUUAUACGAAGAAGAGUUUGAGACCUUCUUCAAAGAGGAAACCCCCGUCACUCACCUUUAUUUCGGGCGUUCAGUAAGCAGAACCAUCCUGGGCCGGAUUGGGCUUAACUGCCCAAGGCUGAUAGAGUUAGUGGUGUGUGCUAAUGGCCUUCAGCCCCUGGACAGCGAGCUCAUCCGUAUUGCUGAGCGUUGUAAAAACCUAACGGCCUUGGGCCUGAGUGAGUGUGAAGUGAGCUGCAGUGCGUUCGUUGAGUUCGUGAGACUCUGUGGCAGAAGGCUCACCCAGCUGUCUAUCAUGGAGGAAGUUCUGGUCCCUGACGACAGAUACACGCCAGAUGAAGUCCACACUGAAGUCUCUAAGCACCUGGGCAGAGUGUGGUUCCCGGAUGUGAUGCCUGUCUGGUAACCAGCUACCAAAGAUGCCGAAUUUUCUCUUAGUAGUAGGGUUAGCUGUUGUCUGUGCACACAAAUGUAAAUGUUGAGAGGAGCUGCUGAGGUAAUUGAGGUUGAAUAGUUACUGUUUGCAAGUUAUCUCAGUUGGUUGCUACAGAAUCAUUUGAAAACAACAUAACAAAUUUGAAUAGACAGAUCUUUGUCAGUAGGACACAGACACUGUGUGUAUUAGAUGUUCAAUAGGGUAGACUACAGAUGUCUAAGAGUUACACAGAUAGACUGCUCAACCUUUGCAGGCAUAUUUUAGCUUACUAAGUAAAUUUAUGUUAAGCUUAUAACUAAUAUGUAAUUAUAAUGUACAAUAUUAGAUCCUUUUAAGUG